Saccharomycopsis crataegensis is the source of this 3072-nucleotide messenger RNA. RefSeq names its product mismatch repair protein MSH3 (gene MSH3). The record is from RefSeq and is a predicted model, not a curated record. Gene Ontology annotation, cellular component: nucleus. Lineage: Eukaryota; Fungi; Ascomycota; Saccharomycetes; Ascoideales; Saccharomycopsidaceae. Gene Ontology annotation, biological process: mitotic recombination; mismatch repair. The coding region runs from base 1 to 3072 and encodes 1023 amino acids. The transcript has a single exon. Gene Ontology annotation, molecular function: mismatched DNA binding; ATP binding; ATP-dependent DNA damage sensor activity.
AUGAGCCGUCAGCCAUCUAUUAUGGGUUUCUUUAAAAAACCUCAAUCUGCAAUCUCCUCCCCCAUGAAAGUUGCAGAUUCUGAGAAAAAUCAAGAACAUCAGUUGAAAGAAACUACUAAGAUGGAACAUUUCAAAUUCACCAAAUCUCAAGAUACUCUUACAAAUUAUCGAAAUUCUUCCGAAAAGCAAUUGGUCCAUGAAAAAUUCAAAGAGAAACUAAAGCAUCACAAUACCAAUGGUGUAAAAAGGAAAAUAUUAACAGAGGCCGCCAUUGAAAACCAAGUGUUGCAGCCGAAGAAGAAAUUAGCAAAGGCUAAGAAAUUGACACCUUUAGAAACUCAAAUUGUCGAUCUAAAGCAGAAAAAUAUGGAUAAGAUCCUUGCCAUCAACGUGGGCUAUAAAUACAAAUUUUUUGGCCCAGAUGCUAGAAAAGUUGCUGCAAUUCUCAAUAUCAUGGUUAUUCCAGGUAAAGAAUCAAUUGAUGGAUCAAAUCCCAAUGACAAAUUGUACGAUAAAUUAGCCUAUUGCUCAAUUCCUGAUACCAGACUCCACAUUCAUUUGAAGAAAUUGAUUUCUCAAGGUUUGAAAGUAGGAGUUGUAGAGCAGACAGAAACUGCAGCAGUCAAAUCGUUAAGUAGUGGCAAAAAUUCAUUAUUUGAACGAAAAUUAACAAAUGUUUACACCAGUGCGACAUAUAUUGAAGAUGAAAUGGAGGAUGGAGUGUUUGGUACGAAAGGUGGUGAUUGUGUUGUGGCGAUAAUGGAAGAUAAAAUCCCAGAUUCCCAUGGGUUAUUGCAGAUGUCCGUUGUGUCGGUGAACCCAGUUAACGGAGAAAUUCUACAUGAUCAUUUCCAAGAUGAUUUUUCAAGAAAUGAGUUAGAGACUAGGUUAUAUCACCUCCAACCAAGUGAAUAUGUAGUUAUGGAUAAUCUUUCUUCACGAACUCUUGAUAAAAUCAAGUUUUUUCAGAAGCUAAAACAUAAGAUUAGAAUUAAUCAGGUUAUUUCAUCGUUUGAUUCCACUUUGACUACAUAUAAUCACAUUAAUGAUUUGACCGAUUAUUUCAAAGACAUUCCUAAUGAUUCGAAGGCCGAAUUGAUUGAUUUUGCCACCGCGUUGCCAGACCACACUCAAUCGUGUUGUUGGUUAUUGAUCCAGUUUCUCAAGGAGUUUAAUCUUGAUGGGGUCUUCAAAGUCAAAAUAAAUUACAACCCAUUUCAAGACUCAGUAGCGAUGUUACUUAACUCCAAUACCUUGGAAUCUUUAGAGAUUUUUCAGAAUUCUACUAAUGGCUCAGAAAGAGGCUCAUUACUUGAACUAUUAGACCACACGAAGACCGUUUUUGGCUAUAGAUUGUUAAAGCAUUGGAUAAGUAAACCUUUAAUCAAUAGAGAGAUGAUCGAAGAAAGAUUGCAAGCCAUUAGUGAUAUCAAAGCUAAUUUUAGCAAAGGCGAUUUAUUCAUGGAAAGUUUGAGCAAUUUGCUCAGCGAUUUACCAGAUUUAGAAAAAUAUUUAAAUAGAUUGCAUUACAAAAAAUCCAAUCGUAAAGAAAUCUAUUUGUUCUUGAAAAAUAUGGAUAAAAUCGUUGGAAUACUACUGAACCCUAUUGGCAUUACCCAGAUCAAAUCACCAUUACUCUUGAAAUGUUUAACCAAUUCUUGUCGAAUUGUUAAAGAAAAUUCUAAAAUGGUGAAGGAGUUUCUUGAAGUGAUUGAUAUUCAGGCAGCAAUGAAUUACAAAGAAAAGGAUAUCCAAAUAGCCAAGUUCUUCAAUAAAAAAUUCGGUGAUUACGGUGAAAUUGAAACUGUGAGAAGCAAGAUUCAGGAGAUCGAAAUUUCUUUAACAGAAGAAUUGGUGAAAAUUAGAGGGCUAUUAGGUAAAUCCUAUUUGGAAUACAAAUCUGUCGCCAAAGAAGAAUACCUCAUUGAGAUUGGCAGGAACUCGCUCAAAAAAAUCCCGAAGGAUUGGAUUAAAAUUAACGAUACUAAGUCGGUGGUCAGAUUCAGGUCACCAGAAGUUAUCCAACUAUUAAAACAACUCAAUUUUCAAAGGGCUAAAGAGGUUGAAGUUUGUGAAAGUUUAUUCAUUCGUUUCUUGGGGAAAAUUGAUGGUUACUAUUCAGAAUUCCAUUCAGUUAUCAAGAAUCUUGCAAUCUUUGAUUGUUUGUUCUCUUUGACUGCCGCUUCUUUUAGUGCUUAUUCAUAUGUUCGUCCAAGCUUUGUUGAUCAACAAAUCAUUAGUGUGAAAAAUGGCAGACAUCCAAUCAUAGAAUCUUUAGUGAAUAACUAUAUCGCCAAUGAUAUUAAUAUGCGAGACUAUAGAUCCCGAUCAUUGGUCUUGACCGGUCCAAAUAUGGGGGGUAAAUCAUCUUAUGUUAGGCAAAUCGCUCUCAUCGUCAUUAUGGCCCAGAUUGGUGCUUACGUCCCUGCUGAUCUGGCAGUCUUGAGCAUUUUUGAUGGUGUAUUUACGAGAAUGGGUUUCAAUGAUAAUAUUUUGAAAGGAGAAUCGACAUUCAUGGUGGAAAUGAGAGAAUGCUUUAAUAUUCUCCAGCGCGUGACCAGCAAAUCUUUGGUAAUUCUUGAUGAGGUUGGAAGAGGUACGGGAACCACUGAUGGGAUUUCAAUAGCUUACAGUAUUUUGGAUUAUUUGACAAAUAAUGAAGAUAACAAGCUUCCAUUCGUAUUAUUCAUAACACAUUAUACUGAAUUAUGUGAGAUUGAGAAGCAAUACCCCAAACUAAUCAAGAAUGUCCACAUGGAUUACACAGAGUUCAAAGAAAAUGAAGAGGACAAUUUGGGAAAUGUGGUGUUUUUGUACAAAGUAACUGAUGGCUUUGCUAAAAACUCUUAUGGUUUGAACGUUGCCAAACUUUGUUCGAUUCCUGAACUGAUUGUGAAUCAAGCUUAUGAAAUUUCCAGAUCGACAGAAUCAAAAGUAAAAAAGAAUAGAAACAUUCACUGGGGUCUAAAAUUUAGAGAUUUGGUAAAAGAUUCAAUUUCUUGUGAGAGUACAGCAACCUACGGCUUCAAAGAUAAAAUACUGCAGCUCAUGGAUGAAGAAAAUUACCUAUGA